Messenger RNA from Musa acuminata AAA Group (dessert banana), 2636 nucleotides. RefSeq lists its product as uncharacterized. The coding region runs from base 1 to 582 and encodes 193 amino acids. Lineage: Eukaryota; Viridiplantae; Streptophyta; Magnoliopsida; Zingiberales; Musaceae. Gene Ontology annotation, molecular function: metal ion binding. The transcript has 5 exons. The record is from RefSeq and is a predicted model, not a curated record.
AUGACUGCAAAGACACAUGUCACUGGGCUCAAACUUCUGCAGGAACAGUUCGGUGCUAAGAUUCGUAUCCCUGUUACCCUUGAUUCAGGUUUAAACAUGCACUCCCUGUUGGAUACUUCCAAGCAUAACACUUCAAAGAGUGAAAAAGCCUGGACAGGAUUCAAUGAAAGGAAUGCUUGCUUUUGGAAAAGAAGAGUUAAUGGUUGGAACUUGUUGAUAUACAAACUGAAAAGAACACAAAAAGUAGGAAAUCUACAACUAGGCUGUAGCAACUCUUUCAGCGUAAAGAAAGCAUUCUGCAAGCAAGUUGCACAUCAUCCUCUCCAGAUGGCACAACAAAAGGUGGUGUUCACGGUUUCAGCGCUGGUUGAUGUGAAGUCAAAGCAAAGAGUCAUGGAAGCUGUUGCUGAUAUCCAUGGAGUUGAUACGAUAGCUGCUGAUUUUAAGGAACAGAAGUUAACCAUCACAGGUGAGAUGGACAUAAUAGCAAUCGCGAAGAGGUUGAAGAAAUUUGGAAAGUUCGAAGUAGCAUCGGUAGAAACAGGUGAAGAACAGAAAGAACAAAAUGAAGGGAAGAAAUAGUUCACUGCAAUGUGGAAACCUUAGUUCUUUCUCAUGGCAAACCGAGAAGUUUCUGAUAUGGAUGGAAGCCAUCAAAUGUUCUUGAUCAAGGAGGGAAGGUUGGCCUCUAGAUCUUGAUGUUUUGGUUUGCUCGGAUGAGAACAUAUGCAAUCACCUUCGAUUUCGAUCUAGUAAGUAAAAUUUAGCUUAUUGCUUGGAGAAAAAAAAAAGAAGUAAACUGAGAACUGAUUUUUAUUUUAUUUUGAUAGAUAGAAUCAGGAAAUUUUCAGCUUCUUUUACUGAUCCCAAUGUGUGCAUAUUAUGCUUUGGCUUCCAAUAAGCAAGCAAAAGGUGUGAAUCAUGCAAACCGGUAAAGAUCAUGAUAGUUGGGAUCAAGCUAGGAUCUUGAAAUUUUAUCCUACCAAUAAACGAUUUUAGGACCUCAACUUAUUUUUGGUUAUUUCAGGAUCUUGAAGAAAAUAUUUAUUUUAAGACCUCAACCAUUAAUACUAUGUUAAAAAAUGAUUAAAUGGUCCGUCGGACGAAUGCAUCAAACAAAAGAAAAUACUUUGCUCAGGUGAAUUCAUCAUAUAGAAUAGAUGCUAGUCGAAUUAAUUUCGUGGGUGGAUGUAUCGUAAACUAAUUAAUUUCGUGCCAAUUUCAUUUAAAAUAUGUGAUUUCUUCACUCAGUGAGUGGUAUGUAUCCAUCAAUUUUGGCCUACCUCACAAAGUGAUGAACAAAAAAGGUGAGAGCUGUACAAGUUCUAAACAACAAACAAGUAAUAAUCUAUAAUUAGAGGAUUAUGGUGCCAGCACAAAUCUGGUUGUCCAAAGAAGAAUUAGAAAGCAUCAGCAAAAGCAGUAGUUGGAUGAUACAGUAUUCAGCCAAUCAUCAUACAUGCACAACUUUUAUGGUGCAAUCAUGAACAUACUUAGAGAACAAUUCCAACAAAUCCCUGUAGCUUUACUGCUCACUAUCCCUUACUUUAUCAAGUGUCAGAUUCGUAAGAUGCAUAAUCUCAAUAACUUUCUCGCAAUGUUUUGUAAAGUGACCUUUUAAUGUAUGCUUUUGCUUGUUAUCGACUGCCAUGAUUAGUGAACAUGGUUUAGGAUUCUGCUUCUACAUUAUUGUGAUGACCCAAAAGGCAGAAGGCAAUCCUUAUAUCUCACAGGCAGAGUUGCUUGUUAUCGAGGGCUAAGGCUAGCUUUGAGCGGUUUGACAAACAUAUUAGAUAGUUCAUCAAGGAAUUUUGACCAACCAGCAAAGGUUGGAGAACAAAGAACAUAAUGCGAUCAACCACCUACGGGUAGAUACAGUGGAUGGCCAACUUGAAGCUAAUUCAGCAAAGCGAUGGCAUGAGAAGCUGGUCCCAGCUGGAAGACAACGUGGUACAACUCACACCUCCCGCUGAGCUCCAAGAUAAGUCCAACAGGACUGGAGACAGCAAAGCUUGCAGACAUCACAGGGAAGAUUGCUAGGUUAUCAACACAACAGGGAAGGUUGAGCUACCGACAGGAGUUGCUUGCAAGCACGGCGCUUCAAAUCUAACACAAAGAUAACCUGGGAGGGGGCCCAAAUCAAGAUAUGAACUCGAAGAAGAAAUGUCUCUUCAUGAAAAAAAUUGAUGUGAGAUCAGCUGGUGGUGGUUGUGAUAGUUAGAUCGUUUCAUCUGUCUUUUUGUUUCAGACUCAAAAAUUACCGGCGCACGAGAAAUUGUCUAUUGCUCUUUGUUGGGUUGUCUACAAGAAAUCAUCUUUGGAGUGUAUGAUCAAGUUGCAAUAUUCAUACAAGUUGGAAUAAGUUCCUUCUUCUUUGCUGCUUUAUCUGUUUGUGGCCUACUCAAAAGGUUAAUUCAUUCAAGCAAGCACAGAGGAGAAGGGAAGUCAUGGCAUGUGUGAUUCGAUGUGCUAUGGGAAUUGCAGUCCACCAUAUCCUGCCAGUAAGAUACUGGAGAAGGGCGUUGGUUGUGCAGGUAAUGAAUGAGAUAGAGACAUGAACUCAUGAAUCAGAACGAUUGGAUUCCUUGAACCGAAUCAUGCUCCGCAUGAUGCAGUGGAUCUGCUUCCAUGUAAUG